AUGCCAACUUGGCAUGCAGUGUUGAUCGCCAACAACGGUGAUGACCUGGCGCAUGCGGUUCGCGAUGCCCAGCUGGUCGGCCAAGCGCUGUUGCGCUGCAACUUUUGCAGGAGGGAGGAUUUGCGCAUGGUCCUUGAUCAAACGGGUGAUGAAAUCAAGAGGGUUUUAAAGGAGGUGAUUCACAACUUGGCGGCAGAUGCUCAGCUCUUCGUUUGGUACUCUGGUCAUGGCUAUGGCAGGCUGACAGGUGGCUCGCUCCCUGAGAGUCUUCGGGGCAUCAUGAACAGGCGUUCACAAGAACCUGCUUCAAAGGAUUACGAUUACGUUUGUUCGAUGUGUUAUGCCGGGCUUCAAAUGUGCUUCGCCUCCAAACGCACUCCAGAGAACACGCGAGACUCCAGAGCUAAGUUCCAGGGGACCUUUCUCUUGCCAAAAAGAGAAAUCGAGUACCAAGAAGAAGGAAUUGUUGAAACGAUCCGUGGCCUUUGGCUGGAAGAUACCUUGUUUGGUAUCAUGGCAAGUGAGGAAAAGGAGCACCUGAGGCUUUGGUGUGUUCUGGCAACCUGCCGGCCACAAGAUGAUGCUUUUACAAGCCGAAGGACGAGCAACGAGCACAGGUACACGUUCAAGAUGGAGCCGUUCGAGUAUGUCCACAAUGUUCAGUUGCUAAAGAAGCAGCGGUAUCAAUUUAUGUAUGCCUGCGACCUUGGGCAAUCCAUGUACGAUGCCUCCAUUUUUGCCCUGUCCUUUUGCUACAACAUGGAAUGCCAGCCACGAUCUUCAGAUGAAUUGACGAGGAACUUAACAACUGACAUUGGGUUGUUGUCCUUCGGUCAUUUGCGCUCCCCGAAGGUUCUUGGAAAUCUCAUGAACCCACUUCAGAACACCAAACUAGCACAGAAGCAGACUAGAAAGGAGGUCCUCUAUGACAGUGAAUGGCUGGAGGCGAUAGGACAGGCCCAGCCACUAGCGGAUUACCUGCAUUUUCUUGCUGAUGACGAGAUCUUCAUGAACGAGUCAGAUGAGGAAGAAGAUGAGGAAAAAGAUGAGGAAGAAGAUGAGGAAGACGAUGAGGAAGAAGAUGAGGAAGAAGAGGAGGAAAAGGAGUCUGAAGGUCUCCACGAAGACUCUAUGCAGCAUAAUUACAAUGAAUAUGAAUCUGCCCUAGACAAGUCUGUAAAGAUCAUCAAGAGCUUCAACAACUGUGAUUCUCACUUUAAACCACUGGAACAUCAAAUUCCUCUUCUCAGCUGUCGCACACUGUGUGAAGUCAUCGAAGUCUUGGCAGACCAUCAAGCUCCAUCCUCAAGUGCUCGAGGCUAUGUUCACCCAACCAACUGGAAGCCCGAAGGUUGCGACGCUCAACAUCUCAUUGAUGACCCGCGGUGUAAGCUGAAUCUGCCAGAAGAGGUGAUCCGCAUCGUUGGCAAUGCGGUCAGGAGGUUGAAGGAUCCAAACGCGUUUCGGAGUGGCCGAUGGUGCUGGACUGACUCCAAGUGCGCGGUGUUCGGGCAGAAGGCAGCCAAGAUGAACCCUCUUCGCUGGAGUAAAAGAAUGACUUUGACCGACAUGGCAGAAGAUCUCCGGACAUGUUGGCAGAAAGACGUGAGGGGUGUGACGAUCCUCUUCAACAAGAACAUUGUAAAGAGCUAUGCAGACCAAUAUAAUGCAAUUGAAGAGUUGCGCGAAGAGUUGCGUGACCUGAAGAGAAAGGAUGAACCAUUUCCUUCCGACACCUUCUUGAGGAUGCUGCAAGAAUUGGGAUCCUACUUUACAGUCAAGAAGUAUGAAGCCAAAGUGCCGGUAUGUAAGGAAAAAGAUGCCCAACACUGCGUGAACGGCCUGAACACCUACUAUUUUGUUUGUGAGCGAGCGUUGGGCGACAUUGAGGAGGCUGGUGCUGAUCUCCAGAAAAAGCUAAAGGAUCGGUGUGAGGAAUUGUGUCUCCGCAGGAGUGAAUUGAAGGUGAUUCGCAAGCAGAUGCGUUUGUAUGUGAGUGAAGGCAGCUUCUGGGCGAUUGUGGUUUCUCCGGUGAAGUUGAAUGAGGAUGGAUUGAAGUUGGUCCUUGAAGAGUUCGUCGACCAAAAGAGGUCCUCCUCUUUGGGGUGGGCAUGCGCUGAAGCUCCAUGGCAGGUGCCAGAUUUUGUAGCACCAGGAUUUCAGAACGUGGUGAACCUGGUGGAAGGUCUACGUGCAGAAAUCCAUGUUCCAAGCUUGGUGCUGCUGAGAGGCUCCUUCUUCAAGGACCUUGCAAGGCAGCUCAUCCAGAGAAAUGGCGAAGAGGCUGCACAAUGGCAGGUGCGUGUAGUCAACAACUACAGAGAUGUGGAAGACCAUGACUGGUUGAACCCUCACUGCAACGUUGAUCUGCACUUUGUGCAGAGCCUCCACUGGCCGACAUUGUAUUGGGAGAAGCCCGAGCUAUUGGAGCGAUUGAAGACCUUUGCAGAUCGCAGGCCUCAGAGCCAAGUUCUGCAUGCAGUUGCCUUCCUGAUUCAUGCCAUCCAGAAAGAUCCGGAGUGGUUGGGCAUGCUACUGGGCAGUGAAUGCAGGUCCUGA
Messenger RNA from Durusdinium trenchii, 2559 nucleotides. NCBI's taxonomy places the organism in Eukaryota, Dinophyceae, Suessiales, Symbiodiniaceae. The record is from the annotation of a GenBank genome assembly.